Molecule: messenger RNA, 2173 nt
Organism: Phyllopteryx taeniolatus (common seadragon)
Lineage: Eukaryota; Metazoa; Chordata; Actinopteri; Syngnathiformes; Syngnathidae
Exons: 6
Coding region: 215-1033 (272 amino acids)
Source: RefSeq, a predicted model, not a curated record
ACGACAUGCUCGACAUAUGCCAUCAUAACAAAGUUAGAGGGGUUUUCCUUAAAAAUUUACAUAAAAUGUACCUUAUACAGCAUUUCAUGAAAGGUUUUAGAGUUGUUAUUGAUACUAAUUGUUCAGUGUGUCCUGGAACUCUUAUCGCGUAUUUUUGGCUACGAAAAUAUGGAAGGAUGUGCCCGUUUACGGCAGGUGUGACGUCAUGGUUUAAAUGAGUCGCGCGCGCUGUACCUGGCCCAUCGAAAGCAUGGCUCACCGGAGGCGACGACGACCACAUUUAAACCCAGACCCCAGUGACAGUGGCAAAACGAGCAACAUGGAGCAGCUCGCCUUCAAAUACAAGGAGAUGUGUAAAGUGGAGUCCAGUACUGAUUCUGACUCUGAGAUUAGUCCAAGAUGGUCAGACACCAGCACUAUGGAAUGUGUGAGCAGCGCCCCAGAAAGUGGCAGCUUAAGACGGACGUUGCCACUGGUGCACGACCCUGCAGGACGCCAGGGAUGUUACUCUUUGUUUUUGGAUCCGUAUGACGGGAGCUCUGAGGAUUCUGACGACAUUAACAUGGACCCCAGUGCCCCGAGCAGGCGAACCAGGCAGCACGGGGCUCGCUUCCAACGUCGGAGCAGGCGUUUUAUCCUUCACCCUCCUCAUUCCACUGCCUUUAGACCAAUGGUGGAACCCACAGAGAGAGUGAGGGAACAGGGGCGUCAUCUUGUGGAUGUGCACAUGAAGUGUGUGGACGACUCUGAGGUUUGGCUGUGCGAGCUGACCGAGGAUCUGACCGGCAGCCAAGCGGCAGCGGCGGGCAUCCAAGUGCACUGCCGACUCCACCGUGACACCCGGUUGCCCGAGAGCUCCUCGGAAAGACCGGCCAACCCGUGUAACGUCCGGGUGGUGCUCAAGAGGAAGCUGGCUGUGCCCGUGGCUGAUGGACUGGAGCAAAAAAAGAAGCAGCGUGUGGUCCACAUGGCGGAAGAUGAAGAGGGAGGAGGUGAUUCUGCAUCAGAAGCAUGCGAGAGCCCGGUCAAGUGACUUUGCAAUGCACUUUGUUUACUGCACUCUUUAUUACUUGUUCUACCUCAAGUGUUACCAGUUACAAAAAAAUAUUUUUUUUGUUGGAUUUCAAAGUUGACUCCAGUGACCCCUCAUUAUUCGCGGUCAAGAAGGGCUGAGCCCUUCCACGAAUAAUCAACAGCCACCCAAAACGUUUGCCUAUAAAUUCCACAAGAUGGCGGCAAAGCACUUUGUUUUUUUUCCUCUUGCACAAGGCAAUGGCCUGACUCAAUGAAGCUCCUCCCUUCAGUUCAAAAAGAUAUACAGCAGUUGCUUGGCACCAAAGCAAUAUUUUAAAUUACAAAUGGCAUUGGCCUGAGUGCAAAAACGGCAUAUAACGGAUGGUCCCCCCCCCCCCUCCCUGUCAUUUAAAAAAAACAAAAUGCAAAUAUGUGGGGGUUCACUGUAUAUUUUCUUUUACAUUUUAUUUGUAAUAAUUUCUGUAAGUGUACAUGGAGAAUGGAAGCUCAGAUUUAUUUAAAAUUAUACAUGGCAUUGGUAAUGUAUAAUUAGAAAUGUUUUCUUGGUUCUAUGUUGUUUUGAAUCUGUUGAGGAGGUCAAACAGUACAACAAAAUAAAUUCAAGUUCUCAAUGAUAUUCAUUUUAAAUUUUGAUUAGAGCAGAAGCUGGGCAAACAUUUGUGCUCCAAGGGCCCCAUAUGAUUUUUCAAAAUGGACAGCAGGGCCAGUCAUUUGUAGAUCAAGUAUUUAAAAAAAAAAAAAAAUUGUAAAACAACGCAUUCUCUUUAAUUAAACCAAAACAGUUUAAAAUAUAUACUUAAAUUUGCAAAUUUUUGUACUUACAAAAAACUGUUUACCAAUUAAGUUAAUAUUCAAAGUGGCUAAACUAAUGCAACAAAUAUUACAGGACUCAAUAGUGGCUUUUGUUACCAAGGUGACUACAAAGGCGGAGCUAAAGCAUCACUGGAAAAUGGAGGCUCUUCACCUAGCCUGCCUGCUAAGCCAUGCGCAGAGACUCAGGGUGGGGCAGUAUCAUGUAAAUUAUGUCAUCAUUCCUCCCAGACACAUUUUCAGAACAAGGUUUAGCUGCCAGGAUUUUUAUUUUUUAAAUCACACUUGAUGGGUGUGCAGGCCCUCCAAACACCAAGCUAUUUGUAUA